AUGGCUCAAGAAGACACCACAAGCAUCAGCACAAGCAGCACAAGUGCCAGCACCUCCAGCGUGCCUGUACCUGUGCCUGCGCCUGUGCCUGUACCAGUUGUGCCUGAUGUCAACGACGUCGCCGCUCCUAGUACGGAUCCCUCGACAACCUCUACUAAUUCUAUCCUCCCCCCGACUACUUCGACCUCUCCUCUUCUUCCCGUCGCUUCUGCUCCUGCUCCUGCUCCUGCUCCUCUCUCCACGACACCGACCUCGACCUCCUUCGAGACACCGACUCCCUCCACCGAGACGCCGUCCGUCGCGACUGCAAACGCGUCUGUACCUGGCACUGCUGCGGCACCUGCGAUUGGUCCUUCGACCACGAGCGCGACUGCGACUGCGACUUCGACUGCGACUGAGUCUACUACGCCUGCGGUGGCAGCUCCUGCGCCUCUCCCUCCUCAGCAGAACGGUCAGCAGAACGGCGACGCGAGGGAGUCACACUCGCCCGGCAUGGCGCAUAAUCAGCACCCUCAUGGCUCCCAGAGAGGCUACCCGAGCCCCAAUGCCUUCCCGUCACCUGGUCCUAUGCCGCCGAACCAAUAUGCCUACCACCCUCAGCAGACGCAAGCUCAGGCGGACCCAUAUCGAGCCAGUCCUGGCGCGCCGAUUCCUUCUCUGCCGAGCAUGAAGAGCCUCGAACACCACUACCAACAAAGUGCGCCGCCGCCUCCUCAGACGAUGUCGAUGCAGAUGCAGAUGGCGCCCAACCAAGGCAUGCAAUACUACCUCCCACCGGGAGUACAGAGCAACCCAUAUAUGACGCAGGAUCUCAACCACCUGAGAUAUCAAAUCCCCCACGGGCACGAUCCUAGAUUGAUGCGCGGUCCCGGUGGGCCGAAGAAGUGUGACGAGGCUCACCCCUCCUGCAACAACUGUAAAAAGUCGAAGCGAGAGUGUUUGGGAUACGACCCCAUCUUCAAGCAGCAGCCAGGUCCUUCCGUAAUCCAGCCCGCUCCGAACGCCCAGCGGGUGCCGACGCCGACCAUCCCGUCCGUGCCAUCAUCCGUCCCACCUCCGGUCCCGACUGUACCUUCAACGCCUGCCGCGCCUCAGGUCCCCGUGCCGGUAGCUCCAUCAAACCCCUACGGAAACCAGCCCGCCGUCUUGCCCAGCUCGUAUAAUCCUCCCGUUCCAUCUUCGCACGCCCCUCUCGAUCCAGCCUUGAAUUCUGCUGCGUCCGGCAUCAAACCCGAGCCCACCGCCUACGACUUUGCGGCCCCGAUAGAUCCAGCUCUGCAAAACCUACCCGCCCCGGCAACGUUACAUUCUACUCAGACUCAGUCGUUCUCGGGCGAGCAAAGGGCAGGCUUCGACAACCAUCUCAGAGCCGUUGUUGCUUCGUUCUCAAACCCUCAUACUAACGCGACCUACACAGCCACCAGAAUGAAGGUCGAUGACCUGAUCGGCCUCCUGGGCCCCGCUGCUCCCACCCAGGAGAUUGCCCUCACUCCCGAGCUACUCACCGAGAUCAUCAACGUCUAUCGCGAGGUCUAUGCUGUCGGUCUCCAGUCCUUCUUCGAGGCAAACUACUUCCAGAAGCAGGACGCCCAGGGAAAGUUUGCCUUUGAGCACAGCCAGCAACUCUUGCGCCAAUUUGCCUCGUUCCUCAAGAUUGUUCAGUCUGUCCCGGCCAAUGACCACACCCAGAUGACCCAUUCUGGAGUUCUCGAGACUCGCUUGAUCUGGGCCCUGGCCAUCUUGCCAUGCAAUAGCGCUCCCCCUUCGUCCAACGCCGAUGCCAAGGUUCUGCCACCUCCGGAUGACCUGACAGAAGCAGCCAACCGAGUCAAGGUCAUGGAGACCCUCCUCUGCGGCGACUUCUUGUCCUCAAAUCCUCUCACACCUCCUGUUCCUGACACCCAGCCUCAUCGCGAGCAGGAGUUUGAGUUCUGGUAUAACCUUGCACAGUAUCUGUGUUGUUACGACCCAGCAAAGCGUGAUGAGGUUCUCGGCAAACUCAGAAUGCAGCUCGGUGGAAGAGAGAACCGAGAUCUCAUCUACUCCAUCGCCAUCUCACGAGAGCUCUCUCCUCGCGUGGAAGUCGGUUUUGAGCGGAAUGUGCCCCAGCAUAUGGAUGAGUCCGACCCUAAGAACCGACUCUUCGUAGCGAACAAGUUCAUUCAGGAUGAGGCUCAAGUGACCGGCGGAACAACAAACGUGGUCCGGCGAUUCGGCGAGAUUGCCAUCAGAGCGUACAUCAGUCCCGGGGUCAAUAUUGCGGCACACCCCCACCAGGCUGCUCCAGCACAGCCUUGA
Messenger RNA from Colletotrichum paranaense, 2298 nucleotides. RefSeq lists its product as uncharacterized. NCBI's taxonomy places the organism in Eukaryota, Fungi, Ascomycota, Sordariomycetes, Glomerellales, Glomerellaceae. Gene Ontology annotation, biological process: regulation of DNA-templated transcription. The transcript is spliced from 3 exons. The record is from RefSeq and is a predicted model, not a curated record. Gene Ontology annotation, molecular function: zinc ion binding; DNA-binding transcription factor activity, RNA polymerase II-specific. Bases 1 to 2298 code for a protein of 765 amino acids.